AUCGGACGGCGAGCAAGAGGGGACAAAUUUCGUAUGUCACAAAAGCGAAGGACUCAUCAUCGUCCUCUACAGUCACUGCUGUUAGCUUCAAUGUGAAAUAGUGAUAUUAUAAUCGUGGUAUUCAGUAGGGAUAUAUAUUUAUUAUAUAUAUUAUAUUUUAGUAUAAGUGGUCUGAAGGAACUUCUAGCACAAAAAUGUCAAAUCCGAAAGAAGAGGACAGAGAUUUAAAAGAUGCUGCACCUACAACAUUUUUACGAAAACUCAGAAUCUCAAUUGGUGGAAAGAGUGGAAAGUCUGAUAUUUUGCCUGGACAAAGAGAUGCUUUGUUGUGUGGUCAUCAAAUGCCGUCGAGUUACUUGAUUUCAUGGUGCAAAUUCAAUCUACAGCAGAAAAAGACUGAAUUCACUUGUCCAAGAUUUGAUGAGGACAAGAAGGGCAUAUGUGGCACAAAAUUCUCUUAUCAGGAUUUGUCUCAUACCGUCCCACUAACACCAUCACUGAAGGAAUUCUUUGAAGCGAGAAUCGGGGAGCUAUCCGCAGCACAGUUCUGUGAAUUUAAACCUUGUCCAGGAUGCAACUCAAAAGUGGAGCGAGCUGAUAAGAUGAACCUGUGUGUCCACUGUACCAUAUGCACUGCCCAGCUGGGAUACUCCUAUGAGUUCUGCUGGAACUGCAGCAGGAAAUGGGAAGGGGCAGCACAAAUUGCUGUGCGUUGUGGCCACAGUGACUGCAACAAGGCCAAGACAUUAAAAAAAAAAGAUUUGCUAACAUUGUGCCAGUCUGCAUUCAAGACCCAAAAGCUUCAGACAGAGGAAAAACAGGUGCUUUUUAAUCCCUUAAUCAUUAACCAUGAACUAUACAUUAAUGUGAAUGGCACAAUUGCUAUUAAACUUGCUUUUUUCACCCAGAUAUAUCCAACUAUGGAGAAAUCCAAAGACAGAAAGAGACUAGCUAUGAUCAUCAACAAUGUUGAAUUCAGAGUAAGUGCGUUUAAUCGGCUGGGAGCAGAGAAGGAUGAAGAAAGCAUGAGGAUUCUGCUUGAAGCCUUGGGUUAUGAUGUAAUCAUACUGAAUGACCUGUCUGCAGAGGGGAUGGAGGCUGCUGUGAGAGACUUCUCACAACACAAUGAACACAGAUAUUCAGAUAGCACAUUUCUUGUCAUAAUGUCCCAUGGUGGACCUGAUGGGAUUUAUGGCAUAGAUUAUGAUAAAAAUGAAGAUGACAUUUUCCUUGUGGAUAAAAUCUUCCACUACCUCGGCUCUGCGAACUGCCCUGGACUAACAGACAAGCCUAAAAUCAUCCUGAUUCAGGCUUGCAGAGGAGAUCAGGAUGGCCAUGUGUGGGUGUGUGAUGGUGUAAGGUCCAAUCAAGGAAUAAAACAACAUCGCGAGAAAGAUUUUGCCUGCUUCAGAUCCUGCACACCAGACACUGUAUCAAUGAGAAAUACUGGCACUGGUUCAGUCUUUAUCCAGAACCUUGUGAAAAUCUUCAACGAUCACUGUCAUGAGGACGACAUAAUGGAACUGUUCAGAAAGGUUGCUUACUGGUUUGAAAAUGCAGCAAAGGAAAAUGAUAUUCACUAUCAAAUGCCAAGUUUAGACAGAACCACCCUUGUCAAGAAAUUCUACCUGUUUCCUGGGCUUUGACACAAAAGUUCAAAUUACUGUCAUUGCUUUGAGCACUCUUCAAAAGUGACAUGUUACAAUUAAAGCCAUUUUUCUGUCAUUAUGUUAUACAAUAAAUAUUUAUGAUCUAUUCA
Molecule: messenger RNA, 1759 nt
Organism: Tachysurus fulvidraco (yellow catfish)
Lineage: Eukaryota; Metazoa; Chordata; Actinopteri; Siluriformes; Bagridae
Gene: casp23
Product: caspase 23, apoptosis-related cysteine peptidase
Exons: 10
Coding region: 195-1646 (483 amino acids)
Biological process (GO): proteolysis
Molecular function (GO): cysteine-type endopeptidase activity
Source: RefSeq, a predicted model, not a curated record